AAGCUCUGGUACAGGCCCGUGACAAACUAUUUGUGUUUUUUUUUUCUAUAUUCGCACCGAUCGCAUCAGCCACAUCCUCAGUUCUUAGUGACUUCCUGUUGUUUCUUUUUUUUUUUUCAGUUCAAACUCUGCACUCUUCACUUCAGCCUCAUCACAGCAGCCGUCUGCACGAUGGAUCUGCAUCUUUGAACUUUGGCACUAAAACAUGAUUUCAUUCGAGAUUACACAGAUUUGAGGAAGUGGUGUCAGGAUUUUGUGACGAUGGCCGCGGACAUGCCCCUCUGCUACCACGGCGCCAUCAGCAAGAAGGACUGCGAGGAGCUGAUGGGGAAGAAGAACAAAGAUGGAGCCUACCUGAUCCGAGACAGCGAGACUUUCCAGGGAGCCAUGUGCCUCUGCGUCUAUAAGAAGCACGUGGUUUACACAUACAGACUGCUCAAGACUCUCCAAGGACAAUACACACUACUGACGAGUGGAGGAGCUCAGGAAAUGUAUUUCAAAUCCUUAGACGAUCUUAUCCAACAUUACAAGAGGAAAAACCAAGGACUGGUCAUGCACCUUCGUCAUUCGAUAAAGAGGAAGACUGCGCUGCUUAUACGGGCCACAACCCAGUGCCACAUCCAGAACCAAGCCCAGAGACCAGUCCAAAUGCCAUCUCGAAGUCCGGACCACAGACUAGAUCAUAGAACAGUCCAGAGUCCACCCCAGAGUCCACCCCAGAGACCAGCCCCAAGACCAGACGAGAGACCAGCCCCGAGAUCAGAACAGAGAUCAGCCCAGAGUCCAUCCCAGAGUCCACCCCAGAGACCAGCCCCAAGACCAGACGAGAGACCAGCCCCGAGAUCAGAACAGAGAUCAGCCCAGAGUCCAUCCCAGAGUCCAUCCCAGAGACCAGCCCCGAGGCCAGACGAGAGACCAGCCCCGAGAUCAGAACAGAGAUCAGCCCAGAGUCCAUCCCAGAGACCAGCCCCGAGGCCAGACCCGAGGCCAGACCAGAGACCAGUCCCGAGGCCAGACCCGAGGCUAGACCAGAGACCAGUCCCAGGACCAGACCCGAGACCAGCCCAGGAGAUCGGGGACCUCAGAUCAGAACUAAACCAGGAGAAGAGGAAGGGUCAGACACAGACAAACUACAGCUACCCUGGACCGGUCCAACAAGUCCAACAUGAAGAAGUGGACUACGAGAAUGUUCCUGACUAUGUGGAGGUGGAGCCGUCGUGAACAGCCUUUGGACUUUGGGCCGUAUCUUUGGAGACUUGUUUCCAUGAAGGACGAACUGAAGAUUAUGGAUAGUUCUACAGUUUUUCAUAGAGUUUUCUCACUGGACAAAGAAAAAACAUUUGUUAUAGCUCCAUUUUCAAAUAAUACGAGCUAUAAAAUGUGACUAAGUGAGGACAAACCCGAGAUCUAAACCAAGUCUGCAGCGUGAAAGCAAAUGGAAGAAUUCACAUUAACUUUGUAAAUACUGCCUCGUUGUCUACUUUUUCAAAGUGGUUCUAGUUAAAGGUGUAUUGCGUCACUUUUUUCUGGCGACGUGUCCACCACCUGCUUGUCUCCACGGAGAUGUUAGUUGCUUUUUCUGGAAUGUUCCACAGUAUGGCAUUACGUGUUACUCUUUAUGUGGUGUAACGUGACCCCACCAUUUACAGGUCAGAGAGGCAUGUUUUUUGUUUGUUUGUUUGUUUUUUUUCAAUUAAAACACCUGUAAUUGAAUAAUGCAAGAUGUGUUUAAUGCCAUACUGUGGAACAUUCCAGGCAAAGCAACAACACUGAUUUUAAAAGACUGUGAAAAAGAAAAUGUUUAGUGCUGAAUUAAGAAAACAUGUUUUAACUAUACAGAAGUGACAACAUUAAAGGUGCAUUGCGUAGGUUUUCUGGCAGAGUUGUCCAUCAAAUGCUUUUUUCUCCGUGGCGACCUCAUUGCUGUUGUCUAGAAUGUUCCACACUGUGGCAUUAAACAGCUCUACAUUACAUUUAUUAGAUUACAGGAGGUUUUACAGCUCAAAAAUACCUAGAAAAACAGAAAAUCUGACUCUGAGCGGAGUCGCCUCUCCACAGAUCUGACCUGUAACUUGGUCUGGUUUGGUUUCCUUGAAGAUAGAAAUGUUUAAUGCCAUACUGUGAAACAUUCAAGACAAAGCAAUAACAUCCAACUCCAUGGAGAAAAGCAUUUGACAGACUCUCCACCAGAACAGUUACACAAUGCAUUCUAAUGGACGGUCCAAACGCUUGUCUUCAUGCAGAUGUUAUUUUAUUUAUUAGUUUGUGUUGAAUGUUUCACAGUGUGGCAUUAAACCUUUCUAUCUUCAUGGAGACCAAACUGGACCAAGUUGCAGGUCAGAUCUGUGGAGAGGCGACCCCGCUCACAGUCAGAAUAGCUGUUUUUCUAGGGGUUUUUGAGCUUUAAAACCACCUGUAAUUGAAUAAAUGUAAAGUAGAGCUGUUUAAAGUCACACUGCGAAACAUUCCAGGCAGAGCAGUAACCAUAGAAACGAGCAGGUGACAUAGUGCACCUAAAUGAAACCCUCCAUGAAAGUACUUCAAGUAUUUUCAGAAUACAGUACUCUGAUUGGACCAUGUAUGGGAGUACGUUACAAAAUACAUUUUAAUUUUAUUUCGUAUUCUGUAAAUAAUACAUUUCCAAAGUAUUUUAAGAGCUAAAUUAAAUGUGAUUAAUGAGUAAAGUGGGAAGGGAAUAGAGUUAUUUAAACUUAAUGUAAUUUGUAUAAGUACUUGUAUAUAGAUUGCAUUGUUUUAUUGUGUAUUUUGUGUUUUAUGUCUCAAGAACUGCGGGUGGAAGUUAGCUCUGAGAGUUAUAAUCUGGUACAAAGCAUCCCUCUGAUGUUUCUCUUUGUACAUGGUCCCUGUAAAAUAAAAUAAAUAAAAAGAAUAAUCAAAAACAUAAAAACAAAUGUGGAGAAAAAAAACCCCUCUUACCAGAAAACUCAUUGUGUUACUAUAACUUUAACAGCAUAAUCAAAACAGAAAAUGAAUUCAAAAGACCCUCACUUGGUUUUAACACAUUUGUGAGAAAAACCUGAGGUGUCAAAAGUGAAGUCAACAAAAGCUUAAAGAUCUCAUUUGUUUUUAACUAUUUCAGAGUCGAUGGGAAAAAUAAGUAAGUAGCAUGUGGUGCUGUGGUGAGCAACAAAUUUGAUGCAUGUUUUUUCUUGGUAUUACCAGUCAUGUGGUAAUAUUUUUGUACAUAUUUUUUCAGGGCACGAGCUUUGAGCGUCUGAAAGCGACUGCUGCUCAGAGUUAACCACAUUCACACCAUUGGGUCUUAUCUGUCCACAUGCAACUGCAUCUACUCUUACAAAACAGAACAGUGUAGUCAUGUGUCUACAGUACAAUGUUCUAGCUUCAGUAAAAAUGAAACAAAACACCACGAUAACUGUUUUUGUAUAUCUUGAAAUCUUCCGUGUGUUUAUUGUACAUUUUGACAGAAGACACAUUGAAAGUGAGUUGGUUUACAGUUUUACAGUUUCAUUUGCUCAUUUUGUAAACACAAUUAUAACACUAAAAAUAACAAAAUUGGAGUGCUGCACUGGAUCAAAGAAAAUUACGCAUAACAGGUGCUCAUCAUACCGGAGGGCUAGAUUCACGUAAAAUAGAAAAAAGAAGAUGGCAGAGGCA
This is a messenger RNA of Boleophthalmus pectinirostris (great blue-spotted mudskipper), 3636 nucleotides long. RefSeq lists its product as uncharacterized. The transcript has 5 exons. Lineage: Eukaryota; Metazoa; Chordata; Actinopteri; Gobiiformes; Gobiidae. The record is from RefSeq and is a predicted model, not a curated record. Bases 262 to 1221 code for a protein of 319 amino acids.